AUGGCUCCACGUCAGUGCACAGUGACGAUUCAGAACGAGACCUCCAGCUUCACGCUGUGUGAUCCACGGGUCCAUCUCCACAGCGGGUACUGUGCUAUUCCUCUCCCUCCAGUUCUCCGUCCAACUGAAUCCGGCACUGCGCUUUUCAAGAGAACGCGCGCCACGGCACGUGGCUCAGUGGGCGUCUUUACGUAUAACAUCGUAGACAAGUCCACCAACCAGGUCCAGGGCAAGCUGGCUGUCAUGUUCUCUGCUCCAUUCAACUUCAGCCUUUACUCCAACCUGUAUGCCGUAGGUGAAUUCAGCGAGAAUAAGCAGUGCGACGAGGAGCUCUACAAGGAGAUGUACUACAACGCCCAGCCCAAAUUCGUCCGAGGACAUGCAAAAGGGCCCAGUAUGAUCCACAAAGGGAGCAAUGUGACCAUCAGGGCCAGCAUGUCUGACAGCUACCAGCCUGUCCUGAAGGUGGAUCUUUGUGACAACUGA
Fundulus heteroclitus (mummichog) is the source of this 486-nucleotide messenger RNA. Its product is annotated as DELTA-sagatoxin-Srs1a-like. The transcript has 2 exons. Gene Ontology annotation, cellular component: pore complex. Gene Ontology annotation, biological process: monoatomic cation transport; pore complex assembly; cytolysis in another organism. Gene Ontology annotation, molecular function: channel activity. The record is from RefSeq and is a predicted model, not a curated record. The coding region runs from base 1 to 486 and encodes 161 amino acids. NCBI's taxonomy places the organism in Eukaryota, Metazoa, Chordata, Actinopteri, Cyprinodontiformes, Fundulidae.